GACCCGGCCGGACAAAUUUCCUGCUCGGCUGCGGACUGCGGGGGGCAGGAGGCGGCGCAAGCGGCGCCAGGACCCCGCUGCCUCCGCGCGUCACCACGACCCUCCUUCGCGCCCGGUGGGGACAGCGAGGCGCCCCGGAGGGCGGCAGGCGAGCGCUCGGGAGAUGCAGAGCCGCCUCGGCGGAGCGGUCGGCGCGACUGGACCGGACCCCAGGAGACUAUAGCCUUCAUUUCUCCUUGGUGCACCAUGGAGCCCUUCUGUCCACUCCUGCUGGCAGGUUUUAGCUUGCCACUCGCCAGGGCUCUCAAGGGCAACGAGACCACCACAGCGGAGAGCAACUGGACCACCACGACGUCAGGCCCUCCAGACUCAGGUGCCUCCCAGCCGCUGCUCUUCUGGCUGCUGCUGCCCCUGCUGUUGUUCCUCCUCUUUCUUCUCCUCGCCGCCUACUUCUUCAGGUUCAGGAAGCAAAGGAAGGCUGUGGUCAGCGCCAACGACAAGAAGAUGCCCAACGGAAUCUUAGAAGAACAAGAGCAGCAGAGGGUGAUGCUGCUCAGCAGGUCCCCUUCGGGGCCCAAGAAGUACUUUCCCAUCCCUGUGGCGCACCUGGAGGAGGAGAUCCGCAUCCGCUCAGCUGAUGACUGCAAGCGAUUUCGUGAGGAGUUCAACUCAUUACCAUCUGGACACAUACAAGGAACUUUUGAACUGGCAAAUAAAGAAGAAAACAGAGAUAAAAACCGAUACCCCAACAUCCUUCCCAAUGAUCACUCUAGAGUGAUUUUGAGUCAAGUGGAUGGAAUUCCCUGUUCAGACUACAUCAAUGCUUCCUACAUAGAUGGUUACAAAGAGAAGAAUAAAUUCAUUGCAGCUCAAGGCCCUAAGCAGGAAACCGUUAAUGACUUCUGGAGGAUGAUCUGGGAGCAGAAAUCUGCUACUAUCGUCAUGUUGACUAACCUGAAAGAAAGGAAAGAGGAAAAGUGCUACCAGUACUGGCCCGACCAGGGCUGUUGGACCUACGGGAACAUCCGAGUGUGCGUGGAAGACUGCGUGGUCCUGGUAGACUACACCAUCCGGAAGUUCUGCAUACAGCCACAGCUCCCCGAUGGCUGUAAAGCCCCGCGGCUCGUCUCACAGCUGCACUUCACCAGCUGGCCCGACUUCGGAGUGCCUUUCACCCCCAUCGGGAUGCUGAAGUUCCUGAAGAAAGUAAAGGCACUCAACCCCGCGCACGCCGGGCCCAUCGUGGUCCAUUGCAGUGCGGGUGUGGGCCGGACAGGCACCUUCAUCGUGAUCGACGCCAUGAUGGACAUGAUGCAUGCCGAGCAGAAGGUUGACGUCUUUGAGUUCGUGUCCCGAAUCCGCAACCAGCGGCCUCAGAUGGUCCAGACAGAUAUGCAGUACACAUUCAUCUACCAAGCCUUACUUGAGUACUACCUCUACGGGGACACGGAGCUGGACGUGUCCUCCCUGGAGAAGCACCUGCAGAGUCUGCACGGCACUGCCACCCACUUCGACAAGAUCGGGCUAGAGGAGGAAUUCCGGAAACUGACCAAUGUCCGGAUCAUGAAGGAGAACAUGAGGACAGGCAACUUGCCAGCAAACAUGAAGAAGGCCAGAGUCAUCCAGAUCAUCCCGUAUGAUUUCAAUCGAGUGAUCCUUUCUAUGAAGAGGGGUCAAGAAUACACAGACUACAUCAAUGCAUCCUUCAUAGACGGCUACCGACAGAAGGACUAUUUCAUCGCCACCCAGGGGCCACUGGCACACACGGUUGAGGACUUCUGGAGAAUGGUCUGGGAGUGGAAGUGCCACACGAUCGUGAUGCUGACCGAGGUGCAAGAAAGAGAGCAGGAUAAAUGCUGCCAGUAUUGGCCAUCAGAAGGCUCAGUUACUCAUGGAGAAAUAACUAUAGAAAUAAAGAACGAUACUCUUUCUGAAGCCAUCAGUAUACGAGACUUCCUGGUCACUUUCAAUCAGCCUCUGGCCCGCCAAGAGGAGCAGAUGCGCAUGGUACGCCAGUUCCACUUCCACGUCCCCGCCGAGGGCAAAGGCAUGAUAGACCUCAUUGCAGCCGUGCAGAAGCAGCAGCAGCAGACAGGCAACCACCCCAUCACUGUGCACUGCAGUGCUGGAGCAGGGCGAACAGGUACAUUCAUAGCCCUCAGCAACAUUUUGGAACGAGUAAAAGCUGAGGGACUUUUAGAUGUAUUUCAAGCUGUGAAGAGUUUACGACUUCAGAGACCACAUAUGGUGCAAACCCUGGAACAGUAUGAAUUCUGCUACAAAGUGGUACAAGAUUUUAUUGAUAUAUUUUCUGAUUAUGCUAAUUUCAAAUGAAGAUUCCUGCCUUAAAAUAUUUUUUAAUUUAAUGGUCAGUAUAUUUUGUAAAAAUCAUGUUAAUUUAUUUCAUAGUUGACAUUAAUAGCCUUCCUAAUUUCUUUGUAUAUAUUUUGUUAUGCUUUAAAGGUCACCUGCUAUAAAGCUCUUAAAUGUUAAAUACCCUUUUUUAAAAUUGGAAUAAUGUAUUAAGGUCAAAUAAUAUGCCAUAAAAUAUAUAUUUCUGCUAAUAUCAGUAAAUAUCUUAAUUUUUCAUUAGAUUCAUAUCAUUUCAUUUUACACAUUCAGCAUAUCUAAAGGCUGUAAAUCUUAAUAUGCCAAGUGUGCUUAUGCAAAAUACUAAACACAAAACUCAUUGUUAGUAAAACAGUUGAGAACUCAGAUGCCAGCUUAAAAUUCACUUUCCUACCCCUGUACAACCUGAGCAACAGCAUUGUUUUGAAGGCGAAUUGCUCAUGAAGAUACACUAUAAAUCGGGAAUCUUGUAAACUCUUCAGUCUUAGUCCAUGUGCUUUAUCUUCACAUUUUAAAGAUCACAGGAUACUUUACAACCUAAAUCCAGGUCUAUACACAUUAGAUUAGUUGGUGACUGACUACACAGUAAAGGUUGAACAUUCCUAAGUCAAAAACCCAAAUACUCCAAAAUCUGAAACUUCUUAAGUGCCAACAUGAUGUCACAGGUGGAGAAUUUUACACCAGACUUCAUGUCAGAAUGCUGCAGUGCAAAACUACUGUAUGAAAUUACGUUCAGACUAUGUGUAUACGGUAUUUGUGAUAUACAAAUGAAUUUUGUGUUUAGUCUUGGGUCGCAUUCCCAAGAUAUCUCGUUAGGUACAUGCAGAUAUUCCAAAUUCGGAAAAAGAAUCAAAAUCUAAAGCGCUCCUUGUCCCAAGCAUCUAAGCUAUGGGAUAUUCAACCUAUAAUAUUUCAAAAUAGGUUUAUGCAAGGCUGUGUCUAUAGCAUCUUGGCUAGAUGAGAAUAGAAGUAAAUGCUAGAGGUCCGGGUCACUCAUGGCCUUGGGUAAGCAAGACCAGCCAUCAGAGCUGCACUUGAAAGCACCACUUGCCAUCCGUUCAUCUAUUCUGUUGGACUCACAUAAUCCUUGCAAAACCACACCGACUGCACUUCUCAGUCUCCCCUCCCCCGUUCUGCCACAGCAACCUGUGCUGGUCGUCUUCUAUGCCUAAAGGACCCCAAACCAGCUCUCAUCCAAACAUUCACA
Molecule: messenger RNA, 3556 nt
Organism: Tupaia belangeri chinensis (Chinese tree shrew)
Lineage: Eukaryota; Metazoa; Chordata; Mammalia; Scandentia; Tupaiidae
Gene: PTPRE
Product: protein tyrosine phosphatase receptor type E
Biological process (GO): protein dephosphorylation
Molecular function (GO): protein tyrosine phosphatase activity
Source: RefSeq, a predicted model, not a curated record